This is a messenger RNA of Trypanosoma theileri, 549 nucleotides long. Its product is annotated as putative receptor-type adenylate cyclase. The annotation marks the transcript as partial. Lineage: Eukaryota; Euglenozoa; Kinetoplastea; Trypanosomatida; Trypanosomatidae. The transcript has a single exon. The record is from RefSeq and is a predicted model, not a curated record.
CUGCGGUACGCUGACUUCACUGCUGCGUUCAGUGGGAGUGUGAGUGCCGACCGCCUUGUGUUUGCGACGAACCUGCCGCACUGGGCCGAUGAGAAGACGGAGUCCGAGACCGUACGGAAGUUCCACGCUGCUGUGACAGAUGAGAAUGAGUGGACGCCGCUGUCACUGAGAGCCUUCGUUUCUACCCGACUUGUACAGACUGUUCUUUCACGGAUGGAUAUUGUGAGCGCGGACACCCUGAGUGAUUUCUUCUUUAAAAAUAUUAUUAUUACUUUGGAUGACAUGGUGUAUGGAUCAUUUGCUGAUGGGAGUGAGUGUGUUCAGCAUGGUAUUGUUGAUACUGCAAAGUGUGUUGUUAAUUACGGAGCAACACGUAUUUCUGUGUGGUCGAUGUCCCGUGCGCUGGACCCCACUGUGCCGGAGCUGUUUCCACCNUUUCAACAACACAAGACGCUGCUCGUGACACCCUUCUCAAAACCAUUGGUGAGAAACGUAUUCACGCAGUUGCUGGCAUUGUCACGGAGGCGAUGUUGGAUGUCCCGAAUGUGA